Molecule: messenger RNA, 1306 nt
Organism: Adelges cooleyi (spruce gall adelgid)
Lineage: Eukaryota; Metazoa; Arthropoda; Insecta; Hemiptera; Adelgidae
Gene: Arl5
Product: ADP-ribosylation factor-like protein 5A
Exons: 4
Coding region: 598-1137 (179 amino acids)
Biological process (GO): vesicle-mediated transport; protein localization to Golgi membrane; intracellular protein transport
Cellular component (GO): trans-Golgi network; cytoplasm
Molecular function (GO): GTP binding; GTPase activity
Source: RefSeq, a predicted model, not a curated record
GUUUACCCGUAUUAGAUAUAAUAAUAUUAUAAAACAAAAACAUAAACUACUUCAGCUGUCGGCCGUAGUACGCAAGUGAUAAUAUUAAUUUACACGUUAUUACUAAACUAUAAUAAUAAGCAAUUAUUAUUGUUGUCCGCGUAUAGUCGUUUAGAUGACACCCGUUCGGCCGUUUAAUUAUUAUUAUCAUCAUUAUUACCACUAUCAUCAUCGUAGUCGACAAACGCAAUGACCUCCAGUGAUUUGGACCGAACUCUGUGCCAAGUUGAAACUCAGGUCUCAGUGUAAAAUCCGACAGCGAUUGUGUACUAUAUCGUUGGUGUUACUAUUUCCUCCGUCGUCCUCGUGUAAAGUGAAAGUGGGCUAGCUGAGUGGACUCCAUAACACUCGGUAGUCAGUUAAAUUAAAGAGAAAAGCAGGACAAAUAUUUUAUUAAAACGUAUAAUAUAUUCAAAAAUAACGCGCUCGAAAUGAAAAGUGCGCCAAUCCUUGCCGCCGUUACCGUCGUUUUCUCCAAUAAUUGGUACGGCACGUAACGCCUACUUCAUUUUUAAAUUUAUUUUAUUUACAGUUACUUUGCGUCUCAACACACAAACUAUGGGUCUUUUGUUUUCAAAAAUCUGGAGCUAUUUUGGCACUGAAGAACACAAGAUCGUCAUUAUUGGUCUUGAUAACGCUGGCAAGACAACUAUAUUAUAUCAAUUCCUGAUGAAUGAAGUCGUGCAUACAUCACCAACUAUAGGGUCCAAUGUCGAAGAAGUUGUUUGGAAUAAUAUACAUUUCAUUAUGUGGGAUCUAGGGGGUCAACAAUCACUUAGAGCGGCCUGGUCUACUUACUAUUGUAACACUGAGUUUGUCAUUGUAGUCAUAGACUCCACGGACCGAAACCGUCUAGACUUAAGUCGCGAAGAAUUGUACAAGGUGUUAAAUAACGAUGAACUGUCUUCGGCCGCUGUUUUAGUUUAUGCCAACAAACAAGACAUGAAAGGUGCAAUGAGCGCCGCUGAUAUCAGCAAACACUUAAAUUUAACGUCUAUAAAAAAACAACAAUGGCAUAUUCAAGCGUGUUGUGCGUUGACAGGAGAAGGAUUAUAUCAAGGAUUAGAGUGGAUAUGCAGUCAAUUAAAAAACAAGUGACCGUGUUUGUUGCUAAUUUCUUUGUAAAUAAACCAAUGUGUACAAACGAAUUUUAUUGAAUUUAAUUAGAAUAAGUUGUUAUCAUGUAAUAUCAUAUAAUACAUUUACAUAUAUAUUCUUAACUGUAAAUAAUGUUUUAAGUUAAAAUGAUUAUAUUAUUGGUUACGCG